AUGGUGGCUCAGAUAUAUGUAGAUGACAUUGUCUUUGGUGGGAUGUUAGAUGAGAUGGUCCAACAUUUUGUCAAGCAGAUGCAAUCUGAGUUUGAGAUGAGCAUGGUUGGUGAAUUAACCUACUUCCUUAGGUUACAAAUCAAGCAGAUGGAAGACUCUAUUUUUAUUUGUCAAGAAAAAUAUGCAAAGAAUAUUGUGAAGAAGCUUGGAUUGGAGAAUGCCAGUCACAAACAAACUCCUUCUCCUACACACUUGAAGAUGUCCAAGGAUGAAAAAAGGGUUGAUGUUGAUCAAAGUCUGUACAGAAGCAUGAUUGGUAUUCUUCUCUACCUUACUACAAGUAGACCAGACAUCACUUUUGUUGUUGGGGUAUGUGCUAGGUAUCAAGCAGAACCAAAAAUGAUUCAUCUCAAUCAAGUCAAAAUAAUUCUGAAGUAUAUAAGUAGUACGUACAACUAUGGAAUACUGUACUCACAUAACUCAAACACUAAGUUAUUGGGGUAUUGUGAUAAUGAUUGGGCUGGAUGUGAUGAUUAUAGAAAGAGUACCUCUGGUGGAUGUUUCUUUCUGGGAGACAACUUAAUCUCAUGGUUCAGUAAGAAGCAAAAUUGUGCAUCGCUUUCCACAGUUGAAGUUGAGUAUAUAGAAGCAUGUAGCAGUUACUCUCAAUUUAUGUGGAUGAAGCAAAUAUUGUCUGAGUACAAUGUCACACAAAAUGUUAUAACAUUGUUUUGUGACAAUUUUAGUGCUUUAAUAUCUCCAAAAAUCCUAUUCAACACAGUAGGACCAAGCACAUUGACACCAGGAAUCGUUUCAUUAGAGACCUUGUUGAAGACAAAGUCAUUAUUCUCGAGCAUGUGA
Molecule: messenger RNA, 861 nt
Organism: Vicia villosa (hairy vetch)
Lineage: Eukaryota; Viridiplantae; Streptophyta; Magnoliopsida; Fabales; Fabaceae
Exons: 1
Coding region: 1-861 (286 amino acids)
Source: RefSeq, a predicted model, not a curated record